Messenger RNA from Microplitis mediator, 1288 nucleotides. RefSeq lists its product as uncharacterized. The record is from RefSeq and is a predicted model, not a curated record. The transcript has 2 exons. Gene Ontology annotation, molecular function: ubiquitin protein ligase binding. Lineage: Eukaryota; Metazoa; Arthropoda; Insecta; Hymenoptera; Braconidae. Gene Ontology annotation, biological process: regulation of proteolysis; proteasome-mediated ubiquitin-dependent protein catabolic process. The coding region runs from base 269 to 1240 and encodes 323 amino acids. Gene Ontology annotation, cellular component: cytoplasm.
UACUAACUAUACAGUCUUUCUAAAGACCAUACAUAAUCAGCAUAUAUGAAAAUGUAUAAACACUAAUAGUAUAUAUAUAUAUAUAUGAAUUUCUGAUGCGUUGUUUUAAUAAGUUUAUAAUUAUUACAUAAAUUUAAGUUGCUCAUAAUAUCUAAAGUUAACGAUUUGUUUUAUUCAAGUUUAGAUAAAUAAUUAAAUAACGAUUAAUCAUUUCCAUCAUUAAAACAUUUUAAGAGUGCGUUCAUUUUUUUAUUAAAAAAUAUCCAAAAUGAGUCAAUCUUCAACACGGAAUAAUGUCAUUAUUAUUAAAGAUUUUGUACUACAUCUAUCGAAUGAAGAUGAAUGGAUUGAUUCAAAAAAAGUCGAUUUAAUAGAUGAUGCUUCUUGCGGUCAAGUUUAUAUUUCUGGAAUACGGCAUUACUGUAAUAAAUUGAAUGUCACAAUAAGAAAAACUUUCAUUAAAUCGGCAAUUGCGACCAUUGAGCUAAAAAUGAGUGAUCAAGAUUCGGUUAUACAAAAUUUUGAUGAAUGGGAGGAAUCGUGUGGUUUUAAGAAUAUGACACUGCCUCACGACUUUUGGAACUGUUAUGGAUGUAAACCUGGAGGUUUCAGAACCAUUAAUCACAUCCAUAAGUACGAAUAUAAUGUCAAUAUUUCUUGCAAAAUAAUCUGGUACGGAUUUUUCGAUGAUUUCACUUCUAAUGCUUAUAAAAAUCUUAAAAAUUAUUUAAACAAUUCUACAUUGAGUGACGUUAUGAUAAAAGUCAAAGACAAAGAAUAUCCAGCACAUAAAAUUAUAUUAGUUUCUCAAAGCUCUGUAUUUGAAAAAAUGUUAACAACUGACAUGAAAGAAUCGAGAGAAAAUUGUAUCAAUCUUCCAGAGCUUGAUGUCGAAGUUGCUGAAGAAUUACUUUACUUUUUAUAUCAUGGCGAAUUGGAUAAAGCUUGUGAAAAUAAUGAAAUGUUAUUAAAAUUACUGGAAGUUGGACAUUUAUAUCAAUUAUCUAACUUAAAUAAUAUUUGUGGUUUACUUUUGAGUAAAAGUAUGACAGUUGAUAAUGUAUUGAUGUUGUAUGAAAAUGCUAAAAAAUAUGAUUCGUUUAUUUUGUAUCAUCUAUCAAAGGCAUUUAUUCGGAUUAAUCGAAAAGAAAUUAUUCUUUCAGAUAAUUUUAAAGAAUUUUGUCUGAUUAAACCUGAAUUUAUGUUCAAAUUCUUUACAAUUUUUAAUGAUAUAAUUUAAAAUAUAAUUUUUUAUAACAUUUUAUUAAUUAUUAUUAUUGUUCUGUCU